UAAGGAAAGACUUAAUCAAUUAUUUGUUAAAAUUUAAUUUCUUUGUAACCAUUUGCCUAUUUACAUGAUGCAUACCUUUUAUUCAAGUUUUCAUUAGAAAAAAAACAAUGAAAAUUGAGUUUGAUUUUACUAUUCUCACACUCUGUAGUCUUGAAGUGGUUAAGGGAAGAAAAUCGAUAACAGGCCACUUAUCCACCUCUAACGUGGGUCAUAUUCCCUAAAACGGUUUAUAUUUAGCUUCAAUGUCCAUAAACGCCCAUUCUGGGUCUUGGCAACUAGAUUUCCUAAUUUCUACAUUUAACUGCAAUUAGACCUUAGAGCUGUUCGCAUCAUUCUGCAUCUAAUGGUUCACCAUAGCCUGAAUGUUUUGUAAGGUCAUUCGCAGAAAGAAUAAUCACUAAGUGCAACGAGGCUCAACUUUAUCCUUGGGGAUUUUUCCUGUGCGGUAAGAGACUGGAUAAAACCUAGUUGCCAGCGCAGUUUCCGCUACGCAGCCAUCAAUGUCCGUAGAUGGCAAGAAAAAAGAAAGAACAGUUAGCCCGGUGACUACGUUUAGGUCACUUAAUCAGGAAAUGAGAAAGGCACGAAAUUUUACAACAAGAUUGCUUUGAAAAAAAACAUUUUAAGACACUUCUUAAGCUUCGUGUCUUACACUCUGCGGAGUGUAAAACGUCAGAUUAACCAUCGCAAAUUCUACGUUAAAGAAUAUAUAUUUCUAGAUGUGGAUUUAAGGGGACGAGCCAGAAACGCAAGCACAUAACUGUUGAGGGGGCCCAAUUAGUGCUGCUUGCCUAGAAAAAAUGUUACCAAUGGAAUCCAAGGGAAUUCAGACCUUCUUCUGUCUGAAUUAUUGCGGUUUUCAUUUUCACCAAAAGUCAUUCUUUCUUAGCUUCAGCCCUUUUUUAUGUCAUGGCUUUUCGACGUUCUGAAUACUAUGCACUUUAUGUGCUCUCCGCACAUUUAUAUCGAACCAACAAAUUCUACUUCACAAUGUAAAGAUUAUCUCUAUUUUGUGUCCACAUCUACCGCUUUUAAAUUCAUUGUUAAUUUUGCAAAAUUACCUCAAUGCAUACAGAGGAAAAAAGCAAUUAUUUCUGCUACUCUUCCCUGAGAUUAAACCUCUAUAAGGUCUGAUAUACUGUUCGAUUGAUAAUGUUUGAUAAUGUUCGACUGAUGAAUUCGUGUUAUCGUCACCUCGCUAUGGUCUAGCAUGAAAUCAUAAAAUCAUCCACGGGACCCUUUUUGAAGGAGACCUGCAUGGGCUGUCAGGUUGCGGAUCCCAUCGCAAUACAGCUUUGCUUCAAAAGUCGUGGUAAAGGCUGGCUUGUACACCCUAUCUGCACAUGGCUACUCACAAAGUCAGCCGUAAGAGAUUAUCAAACCGAUUCGAUUUGUAACUACGGGCGGUCCUUUUGCGAUUUCUAAACACUUCAAUAAUUCCUAUUUCACCUAUAUAAUUUUCAUAAUAGGCUUUAUCAAAGGCAGCGGCUGGAGUGAUCUACAAUAUCAGAAGUAAAUUACAUCUCAUCUGCAAAAUAGAGCUUGCUUUACUCAUUAUUUUCAAGGCAUGCCACAACAAAGUACCACCCGAUUGCAGUUUUUCUAUAAGUAAGCAAUAUCAUUUGACCAAAUACUGCCCAUUAUUUUUAAAACUCGUUAUAUAUCAUGUGGAAAUUUUGAUUUAAUCAGUAAUGAAAGAAAUUAAAAGGAAAUUAACCGGAAAACUGCGGAAACAUCGUCUGAAAACCCGACAUUUCAUUGUCUGAAAUCUUGGUUUGGAUGUCGCUCCGUAAUGCUGACGUUGCAUCUUUGAAACCGCUCUGGUGCAGUAUAUGUUUUGCUUGAUUUCUGCGAGCAAAGGUCAUCCCAUUGAGAUUCUAAUCAACUUAUCUCAACCCCGUUGACUCUCUGAGGCUCUUGUAGCCAGGGUAGAAGGGGCCCAACUGCUAAGAGGCUAAGAGUGCAUGCAGAGUUAGCCUGACCAAUGCAGUAAAAAACCUCCACCCUCGGACAACUCCCAAAGUUUAUAUCUCCAAAAGCACGGACAAAUAUUAAUGUUCUGUUUAGCACGUCUUUCCUGAAUCCAGAGGUCAAUGUAGUAUACAAGUGGCCGAACAACGGACAUCUCCCUACAUCCAACCAUAUCCACACGAAUGUCCGCUGUGUUUUGAGGUGUCAAUGUGCUAUAAUCAGAUAAAUCUGUUCCGUCAAAUUUCUUUAAUAUAAAAAGAGAUAUCUGGUGAAUUCUUAUCUUAGCUAAGGCGUUGUGUAAAGUACUUAGGCCGUCAUUUUUUUGUUAUUGAGCGCUAGACAAUAAUAAUUAGGUCCUGUACUAAGAUACGUUUCUACAUGAUUUAUUUCUUCGAGCAGUGUUGGUUUUUUACAAAAUCAUGCAGCCAGAUCUAUUAAAGUUAUCAUCAUUACAACUUUAAGCCCGUGAACAGCAAAAUACGAGCAAAGGCUACAAAUUUUUCUUUUUCAAGCUCGAUUCAAAGAGAUCAUAACAAAACUUCCUAAUGGUAUGAAAACAGAUUGUAGCACAGGUAAUGCAGGAGGUCUGGCGAAUAAACCAUUGUUGUCAAGAUGAUUGCAAUUAUAUUCCGAAUGCAGGGCCUGUUGUAUAUAGAAUUUGCCGAAAUUGACUUAGAAAAGGUCGCAGUUGUACGAAUGGAUUAGAAGAAAGUUGAUUGAAGAAUCAAAUGAUUUCUCAGCUCAAUAGCAGUGGGGAAAAUUAAUUCACAACGCAACAGGACUUGAUUUAAACAAUAAAGUUCAUUGAGAUCCAUUACAAUUUAAAUGAAUAAGAAAACAGUCGGUGCCCUCAUUGUGGUGAAUGACUUGAAAUGCGAUGGGCAGUCCUCCUUUUCCAUUACGAUGUCCUAACAGCAUGCAAUGCCUUUUAUCCCUGUUGUUUCAGUUUGACCGAGGUCAGUAAGGUAAAGAGAAUGCGAGAGAUUUCUCAACCAUGAGGUUGUUAUUCGCUCAGUGCUGCGUUUCCUUCACUUAAGAGAUGUCACGUAACAUCCUUGUCGAUUCCACUAUAAAACUGUGUACGGAAUGAAGCUGUUAGAACUCAGCGUUAAUACUUGUUCAAUAGCUGGUAUACACUGGAAGAGACAUAUGGGCGUUAGUGACUCGUAUACACUGGAAGAAACAUAUGGGCUUUGGUACAGAUGGGUGAAGUUUGUAAAAUGGUAAAGAAAAGUUCGAGCAGUAGCGAAGAAGGAAGUUUUGCGGUGCUUAAUGGCAACGUCAAAGCAAGAUGCAUACCGAUGAAAAAUGUUCUGAGAAUAAUUGUCCUCAACGGACCAAAAAAUCUUCUCCUACCAUUGGUGGCUCACAAUGGUCAUUCAAAAACCUUAAAAGAAUUCGAAAUUUCUUACUGGGAGACCUUAUAAAAGUUGAUCAAGAGACUGGAAUGGCCAGGCAUCUUGGCCUCGUCUGCAGUUGCAAUAUCUGCUGCCUGGAAGAAAUGCCUAUCGUUGCUGCAGAUGGUUUGCUCUUUCGAUGCGCUGUCAAUGGUGGUUCAUAUAUACCCACGGAAAUUGUUCAUUUGAACGAGCUCGUUCAGUUGCUACAGAGAAAGAUAAAAGACAUAUCGGAAAGAAAGCGAUCUUACUCAGCCUCUUCAAACAACCACAACAAGCAUGAUAGACGACAGAAUACUUGUGACCACAACAGCAACAUGAUGUCAUUAUUUAAAAAUCGCUCCUCUUCAGAUUCAUCUCCGCAAACACCGAGAAAAUGGCGCGACCGAUCUUGGUCAUCCUCGUCUUUAACCAGGAAUGCCUCGUCUCCAACUUUGAAGACGAUGCCACAUUCGAUACUUCUGAAAUGCACUGACAAACAAGAUCCCUCGCAAGAAUGCUGCAUGUCCGAGGUAAUAAGCAUAGAGGGAACUGAAGAAAAAUUGAAACAAAAGUUUGGAGAGCAACUUUCUUGGGUUAAAGAAAACGGACAAGACUUCGUUGCCUUGGAGACGUUAAAAACAACAAGUGAAAUUUCAGCUUUGCUUUGCGUCCUUGCAGAGAGCAAAUCACCGACUUUGAUUCAGUUAAAAGUGAACUGCAGUGAAACAAUAACGGUGUCUUAUCAUUUUUUGGAGAAAUUCAGACAGGAGUUUAUGAUGCUGAAAGUAAACGACAAUUAUUGCAUGUUCAUGGCGCCAUUUUGAACUUUCUGAGUGACUUUCGGUAUAAUCAUCUUUAUUUUGCAUGAGAGGUUAAAGUUUAUAAUGCAUUGAAUGCAAUGCUCUGUAAUAAAUACGUCUAACUUGAUAUUUAGCCCGUAGAUGGGUUAACAAACAGUUAACUAAUCCAUCAUAUUUGUUUAAAAUUUCUUAGAUUUUUUCAAGAAACGGGAUUAUGACCUUGCAGUAGGAGCAAGAGUUUAAUUUCAAUCCGAAAGGGAAACGUUUAAAAAGAGACAAAUUGUCUAGCUAAGCGCAAAAUAUCUAAAAAUAGCGUUUUUUCAAUCGGUUGCAUCUGAAUGAAGUUACAGUUUCUUACAGAUUCUUACAUUGCCAAAGUGAAGAGGCUACCGUCUCCGGGAACCCUGAAACACCAGGCUCCCUUGACAUUUCCGUUGCUGCUUCUCCGAGAAAAAUCUGCCAACAAUUCCCUCACAAAUUGUAAAUAUAGAUAUGGGGAUUUUGCGUUUAAAGUUAUGAUCGAGGGGCAAUUCACUCCAAGAAAAUCUUGUACACCUUUAGUGGAAAUCCUAUUGUUUUAUCUGAAAAUCCCUAGAAAUCCUUUUGUUUUAGGGAAAAUCUCGUACGCUUUUUGCAAGAGUGAAUUGCCCCUCGGUUAAAAUCGUACACUUGAAUUGUUAAAAAGGACAGCCUUGUAUCCUUUUGUAUAUAGUUUUGAAUAAUUAGUUAGUGUUCCAGAAAUACGAUUAUUUCUAAUAUAUUUGAAAUUUAUUCUUGGAGAAGUAAUCAAGUUAUUUCUGUGGAUAUUUGAUCGAUAAUCCUAUUUUUUAUCAAGCCAUAAACCAGAUGUCUGGAAAUUAUAGGUCAAGACGACCCAAGUACAUGAUAAUAGUACAUUGAAAAUAUUUACCAGCGGAAGAUUUGAUGCCAGUUCUAUGAAGAAUUUUCAUCCAAUUAUAGAUUAGAGUUGUUUAUUGACAUUGUGGCAAUGCCAGGGAUUUAUUUGUAGAUCAUCUGUUUUGUCAGGGCUUGAGAGAAGAGGUAGGGGUGCUCAAGCCUCUCUAAAAUUUAUAGAAAUCCUUUGUUUUCAAUUAAGAAUCCCCUCUGUUCCUAUUGUUCACAAGCAAUUGUGCCCGUCCAGUCAUUCUAUCCUUCCCAAGGUACAGGUUUCUACACCAAUUUCGAAGGCAAUUGGUCUACUUUAUCUGAAACAGUAUCAUCACUGAUUGAUUAGAAGCAACCUGUCUAAUAUCACAAAGGGAGGGGCGCUGUGGUCGUGAAUUUCGUUGUUAAGAAACCUACUUCCCACGCACAUAGUUAAACUGGUUUAUAACUACAAAAAAUGACCUUGGGAAAUCACCAUAAAUCUUCUACUUUAAUUCAUCUUCACCUUCAAUGGUAAUUAAUAUUGCUCAGUAAAUACGUCAUUUAAUCGUUUGUAGUCUGACAUAGGCCUUUGGUAAUGACCAAAUUUAAUUUAAAGGUGUUAAGCCAGUCAAAAUCAAAAUUCAGAUCAAAAAUCCAAAACUAAAAAAACCAAACAUUAAUAAAUCAUUCUUGAACAAUAAAUCGGCAUGGU
This is a messenger RNA of Rhopilema esculentum, 5729 nucleotides long. RefSeq lists its product as uncharacterized. Lineage: Eukaryota; Metazoa; Cnidaria; Scyphozoa; Rhizostomeae; Rhizostomatidae. The record is from RefSeq and is a predicted model, not a curated record.